AUGAGCAGUAAUGAUAAUGAUGAUGGGAUGCUUUUAAAUUUUAGCACAGGGGAUGAUAAUGCCUCCCAAUCCUCAUCUAAUUCUAAGAAAAUUACAGGUGGAAGAUGGAAGGACAGAAGAAAGUUGCAAAUGAUGAUGGAUGGUAAGAAACCUAACAAGAAACGUCAACAUCAAGAUUCUACUGAAGAAUCUGAAACAAGAGGAGAAAAGAGUACCAAAAAGACUAAAGGGGCACAUGCAUCUAAUAACUCCACUAGUAUGACAAAUAGGAAAACUAGAGAAAUUGAUAGUAAACUGGCUCAGAAACAGGUACAGAAUUUACCCAGUGCAGAGAUUGUCUCUUCUCUUUUUACUUCGAAUAGAGAAAUUGCCACAGCUAUCAACACUAAUAAGCAUGAUAAUGAUGUCGAAAUUAAUCCAUCAAAUGCCCCAUUGCAAGAGGAUACGUUUGAAGCAUUAGGUAUAAAAGAUCCAUUAUUGACACAUUUAGACGAAAAAAUGCGUAUCAAGAAACCGACCAGUAUUCAGAAAUUAGUAAUUCCCACUUUAAUUGCAAGCCCCAGAAAUAAUAAUGAUUUGUUCAUUCAUGCACAAACAGGUUCAGGUAAGACCUUAGCCUAUCUGCUUCCAAUAUUAACAUCCAUUUUAAACAUGGAUGCACAUAUAGACCGUAAAUCAGGUGCUUUUGCAUUAAUAGUUGCACCUACACGUGAAUUGGCUUCACAAAUUUACUCAGUAGCUUCAAUGUUAGCCAACUGUUGUCACUACUUAGUACCUUGUUUGUUGAUUGGUGGUGAACGUAAGAAGUCAGAAAAAGCAAGAUUGCGUAAAGGUUGUAACUUUAUCAUCGGUACACCUGGUCGUAUAUUAGAUCAUCUAGAAAAUACUAAAGUAAUCCGUGAUCAAAUGGGUAAUUCAUUAAGAUACUUAGUGUUGGAUGAAGGAGAUAAAUUAAUGGAAUUAGGAUUUGAGCAAACGAUUAACGAUAUUUUAAAGAUUAUUCAUGAGAUCCCAAUUAACACUCAAAAAUUUCCUAAACUUCCUUCUCGUAUUAUUAACGUUCUUUGUAGUGCUACUGUGAAAGGUGGUGUAACAAAGCUGGGUGAUAUUGCUCUACAGAACUAUAAAUUGAUCAGCAACGGUAAAAAGGGUGAGAAAGAUAAUAAAACCAUGACGGCUGUGCCAGAUCAACUAUUGCAACAAAUCACAAUUGUUCCUCCAAAAUUAAGGUUGGUAACCUUAGCCGCAGAAUUGAACAAUAUCACUAAAAAAGUUCAAAGUUCUGAAGAAACAACAAGGACAAUGGUCUUUUUGUCAUGUUCAGAUAAUGUUGAAUUUCAUUUUGAAGUGUUUUCGUCUAACGAUUCUCAUCACAGGAAUCUAGUUGGUGACAGUGUGAGAGUCCUGACAAAAGGAAAUACCAUAUUACCAUGUUUUGACCCAUCUUCAGCCCCUAAGGUUAUCUGUUAUAAAUUACACGGUUCUCUAUCACAACAAAUGAGAACUCAAACGCUGAAACAUUUUGCAACCGAUAACGAAGCAACAAAAGGGAAGCAUUUGAUCAUGUUCUGUACCGAUGUUGCCAGUAGAGGGUUGGAUUUAACCGUGAGUACUGUUAUAGAAUUGGACCCACCAUUUGCUGCAGAAGAUCAUCUUCAUAGAAUUGGUCGUACCGCUCGUGCUGGGAAACACGGUGAAAGUUUGCUGUUUUUGCUUCCAGGUGAAGAAGAAGGUUACAUGGACUAUAUUAAGCAAUAUCAUCCAAUGGGUUGGGAAUUACUGAAAUUCGAUGAGGAUUUAUUAAAACCUGCUUUCAGUGAUAUCAGAGUUGGAAGAAAUGAUAGAACUAAGGAAGAUGCAGAAAAGAGAAGAAAGAAGGAUAAAGAUGAGAAUCUAGAAUGGGACACAAAUGCUACUACAUGGCAUCUAAAUGUGGAAAGACGUCUUCUUGAAGAUUCAUCUUUCAAAAACGUGGCAAUGAGAGGUUACACGAGUCAUGUUAGGGCUUAUGCGACCCAUAUUUCGCAGGAAAAGAAAUUUUUUAACGUGAGAUGUUUACAUCUUGGGCAUUUAGCAAAAAGUUUUGGUUUAAGAGAGAAACCUAAGAGCAUGGGUGCUCUCGGAAGUAAGCAACAGCUAGAGGAAAACGAUGAGCGUAAGAGAAACAAAAAGGAGGACCCAAAAAUGAAAUUGAUACGUAUGGCUCGUAAAGCAGUUCAUCAAAGUGCCAGUGAAUUCAAUUAUUAA
Molecule: messenger RNA, 2247 nt
Organism: Naumovozyma castellii
Lineage: Eukaryota; Fungi; Ascomycota; Saccharomycetes; Saccharomycetales; Saccharomycetaceae
Gene: DBP7
Product: putative ATP-dependent RNA helicase
Exons: 1
Coding region: 1-2247 (748 amino acids)
Source: RefSeq, a predicted model, not a curated record